AUGUUUGAGAUCUUCACGCACGGUGUUUCAUUCCUCAAUAUCCUCUCGUUAGCCGCAUUUUUCACCACCGUUGGGUUAUUUUUCUGUGGAAUUCCAAUCUGCCGACAAAUAUGGAAACGAAAGGACACAAAAGAAAUUUCUGGUGCGCCUUUUUUGAUGGGAGUUCUUGGAGGCUGUUGCUGGAUGACAUAUGGUUACCUGAAGAACGAUAAAACAGUCCUCGUUGUCACUGGGUGUCAAGUGAUCCUAUACUCAACGUACAGUGUAUUCUACUGGUUAAUGAGCAAAGACAAACUAUGGAUCACUAUCAAAGUCGGAGCAGUGCUGUCGCUAUGUACGGCGUUGAUAUUGUCCGUACAAUUUUUCGGUAUGAAAGUUUUCCAUCCGCUUGGAAUCGUCUGCAUGACGCUGAACAUCGCCGACUUUGCCGCUCCAUUGGCUGGACUGCGAGUAGUAAUUCGUCGUGGAGCGACAUCCACCCUGCCACUACCUCUUUGUAUCGCCAAUUUUCUGGUCUCAUCCGAAUGGUUCUUAUAUGGUCUCCUUGUUCGAGAUGUCUACCUCAUUACCCCAAACGGUAUUGGAUCUCUGCUGGCUCUUGGUCAGCUAUUCCUAUUCGUAGUGUUGCCACGUAAGCCCGGACAACGAUCUCUGUUAACUCGUGCAUUUGGUUGCUGUGGACCCAGUGAGAAGGAAACCGAUUUGGAGGCACCCACGAAAGAAAUCAUCCCUGAAGUGGAAAGUGAUGAGUCUAUCAACUCUGCUCACCUCACUCGAGCUCGUCGCUGGUCAAAGAAGGUGAUGGCCAACGUGAACACAAUGGCCGAAGAGAUCGAGCACGUCAUCGGCAAAGCUUCAAUCCACCAUUCAGACCAUUCGAGAUUCAUGUACUCGCAAACGAUUGGAGACGACGACACCUCAUCCGAGAAGACGAUGGAUUCCGUAGACGGUCAAGCGGCUAGAAACCUUCUGGAGGCUCUCAAGAAUGGCGAACAAGUCCUGAAUCCCAGCAUGUUGAUGCCAUCAAAGCUCUGCUCUGGUUCUCAACGACUUAGUGCCGAAGCACGAAAAGCGAAAAUACGCCGAACCAUCAGUUCACCCGAUCUAUCCGACGGAAGCAUUCCACUAUAA
Messenger RNA from Haemonchus placei, 1131 nucleotides. The record is from the annotation of a GenBank genome assembly. Lineage: Eukaryota; Metazoa; Nematoda; Chromadorea; Rhabditida; Trichostrongylidae.